AUGCAUAAUCUGUGAGAGAAUCAUGCUGACAUUUGGGGUUUUUUUUUCAGGCAAUGGGAACUGGUGCUUUGCUCAAGUUGUGGACAGUUUGGCACUCAUGUUGGUUGUAAAGACUGGAGCACCAACCCCCCGUCUCUGCUGUGUCCCACCUGUCGACCCAUCCACGAAGUCGAUGUCAAUGAUCGUAUUACACGUCUUGCUGCAACAUUAACUUCCAAUCAGGGGGGUGCCGUCGCAAAAUCAAUUCAGGGGGGUUCCGUCGCAAAAUCAAUUCAAGAUGGAUCCGUCGCAAAAUCAAUUCAGGGUAGAUCCGUCGCAAAAUCAAGUCCGGAUGGAUCCAUCGCAAAAUCAAGUCCGGAUGGAUCCCUCGCAAAAUCAAGUCGUAACCGCAAAGGUAUGUUUCGUUUGAGAUCUCGGUCAGACCAGAGAGCUUAACGCAUGUGUAAAACAAAGCAACUUUACAUUGGGUACUCAACUACUCAUCGCUAAAAAGUCCGUGUUAAUGAUUAUUGACCUUUAAAAUAGGACUAAAACAAAUUACCAACUAAAACAAUUCUUAUCAGUUUUGUUACAAAUCUGUUCCCACUGUUUGUUCCUAGUUGUUGUAACAAGUUUGGAACAAGCUGUUAACAACUUGUAACAAGCUUGAUGGCAUUAUCAGACUUGUUACAAGGUUGUUCUAACAAGUCUGAUACGAUCAUGAUAUAUAUGUAUUGUUAUUACUAGGUUGUAUGACCACACAAGGUUGUAUUUUCACACAAAAUUGUUAUUUCGUGACUGUGUCGCACUUGUUUGAACAAGUCUGGUAAUAUCAACAAGGUUGUUGCAAAUGUUAACAAGUUGUUCCAUGCUUGUUGACGGCUUGUUGGCGGACUUGCUACAAGAUGUGAGAUUUUUGCGUGGGUAUAAUUUCCAUACCUAAUGCUAGCUUCCCUUCGUUCUACCCGAUGCUUUCGUAAAGUUGGAUAAUAUAGUAAGCUUUUGAAAAUCGCAAAAGUGAAUCGUAUUUUUAAGCUUUUGAAAAUGCGCCCACAAGCUGCAUGGGUAUUGACAUGCGGUCGUUGUACACGCAUGCGUACCAAGCGGUGAUUUGUGUUCCAGGCGGACGGUGCCCAAGAAAGAAACGACAGUACGUGGACUCCGAUACGGAUUCCGAUGACAUUAUGAACGUGGUCAACGGGCUCAGACGACAAGCCGAGAACGAUAUCUUGAAUUCCGACACCAAUUUUAUCUUCCAGCGGGCUAUCGCGGCCGGGACCGCGGCCAUGCAACAGAGCGGACUUAGUUCUAACCGGAAACGAAAAGCCGAAGACGCCGAAAGUGACGAUGAUAUUAUGAUAACAAAGUACGUGCCUGGUUACUGUCAAAUAUGCCCGAAAUGCAACCGACGAAAGCGGGCGAACACCGUAACAAGACCACCGGAAAAAUGUCCCCGGAAAGUUUUGCCUUGUACCGGGAUUUCGUCCACAGUGGGAAAAAAUUCUGGGUCUACAUGUACGAUAACAAAAGCUGAUAUGGAACGCAAGGAUGCUGGGUAUGAAUCCGAGGAUCUUGAGAUGGAAGGCGGAAAGUCAGAUACGGGGACCGGGAAAUGUGAGGCGAAGGCGCGGAAAGUUAAAGUAGCGGAUUAUGAAGUUCUGGAACUUGCUGCUGAGCAUACAGACAGGUCGUCUGUGCUGGUGUUGCCCUCUGAACAUAAACCGAACGGAUUGGUAGGGGCAUUACGGGACCGCAGCGUAAAUAAAGAUGGUAGCAUUUCUGAGGGUGAAAAUGAGCAGCAAAGUAACUCUACCUCUUUUUUGCGAAGCUCCGUUCAACAGUUGAUUCAGUUCUUGAAUCCGCUUUCCAGUGCGGGAACUAAGGAAGAAGCUCGGAGAUUGACGGAACGUUCCCGCAAAGUCGAAGCGCUCGCAUCUUCGAAGAAUUCAAAUGUUCAGAAUGCUGAGAUCGAUAAGGAAGUUGCGAAUACUACACGUAAAAACUCGGGUUCAAAAGACAAGGAAAGAUCUGAAGGAGAGGUUGACGUUACAAUUUGGUUGAAGUCUUCCGAAGAGCUACCUGUAUCUUCCGAUGCGAAAUCGGGGGGUGCCGAGCGGCGGUCGGCGCCUUUCCGGGGGACGUCGGGGGCUACCGGGCGGCGAUCGGCAUCGGUUGGUGGUAAAACGUCGGAUGUUAUCGGAGAAAAAUCGGCAAUAGUCGGAAAGACUUCGACAUCGCUCGGUAAGAAGUCGGAAACUACCGUAGAAAGGUCAGAAUCGAGACAAAUGUUGGAUUGGAACUCAAAUACAUCGAAGUUUUCAAAUUCACCACCAACUUCUAGAGAUGGGAAGUUAUGUCCACGGAAUGGUGAAACGAGCAAGAACGAAGAUUUAGAGUUUUUAACGAAGAAAGCGGUUUUAGAAGCAGUUAUUGACCAUGCUAUGGAACUCAAGAACUCUGGAAAGGAACUCAAGCAUAGAUGUGUAUCAAGUUGUUAGAUAUUUGUAUUAUAUUAUUGUUGAUUCUCGUUGAAUAGUAGACACCUAGGUUACAUAAGCAAAGACGAAUCACUACGUUGUUCAAAUUCUAGUUUUGUAAGCUUGGUUAAUUCAUCGCAAAAAGCCAGCUCGUUGCGAGUACUUUCAUCAAAUCGCAGUAGCUGGCAGCGCCGGAGAUAUAGAAUGGGGGCCUUUCUGUAUUUUUCUUUUGGUUGUUUUUUUUGUGUCUCACAAACGCGACAUCCACCAAAGCAUCGCAGGCUCAGGAUGCAACAAUUUAGCUAAAAUAAUGCUCACUUAAUUACAUCAACUAAACUACAAGUUUGUAUUUAUGUAUGUGGCAGUUGAUCGGUUCGCGUGACAUAAAACUAUGCAUAAAACUGGCAUAUUUUCAGGCAGAUCGCGUACGUUUGAGAGUAUAAUAUCACAGUUCGAUACUGAUCAAAUAAUUGAAAUUUCAGACCUUGUACAUUACGCAUCUUUGUUUUGAAGCUUUGCCAAUUUUGUGCGUAUCGUGUCGCCCCCUACAGCCCGAGUGAUUGCCCGAGCUGGCAUCUUGUCUUAAUUCACCCUUUCAAUAAUUACGUCACACAUACUUUUUGGUCUUGGAGCCUCGCUAUCAUUAGUAAAUUACGCAAGGUGAUUGGCUCACGAUUCAUGAGAGCGAGGCUCCCAGGCCAAAUGACGAAAUUAUCGAAAGGGUGUAUUAGAUGGAAGCACUCGUUUCGAGUUGAUUUUGCGAUGAGUGGAACCAGUUAAGUUACCUUUUCAAAUGCACCUUGCAGUUGAAAAACACAAAAAUCUCGUAAAAAUGUAAAUUCGAAUGUAACUAGUAUAAUGAUGAUAUGAAUAUACAGAAUUAUAUUAUAAUUAUAAUAUAUUACAGAAUACAGUAAAACCCCGCAUAUAAGAACCUAGAUUUUUCCAGGAAAUUGGGCUAAACAGGUUCUUAAAUAGGUUCUUAUUUUCUUAAGAAGAAAGCGACUCAUUUUCGGUAGAUGUGGUAUAUAAUUUAUAUAAAUUAUGACAAAUUAUCUAACAGUCCAUGAUGCUGGAAAACAUUGCUUACAAUCACUAGUCGUUGAGAUUGUCAUGACAUAGUAUUUUCACUGAAGAAGAAGAAUGAUUUGUUGUUGUGUUCAUAUAGACUAGACAUGGUAUUUAUCGAAAUGACAUUUCCAGGGUUCUGGGUCAUUUCCAUUACUUUGUGAAGAGCUUAAUUGAAAUUCUAACCUAAACAGGUUUUUAAAUUCUAGGUUCUUAUAUGCUGGGUUUUACUGUAUAAGCAAAACAUAUUGAACUGCAUAUAUUACGAAAGUCACCGAACUGUGGAAUCGCGUCAAAAAUUCGUAUCGCCGCCACUCUCACAAACGUCUACGACCGCAUCUACAUAUUUUUGCAUGUUUACAAUUCUAAUUUUAAACAGUCAAUCGACGUUUAAUUGUAAUUGUCAUCAAGAACCGGAUUGGCUGUUCAAAAUUAGAAUUGUGUGCAAAACUAUGUAGGCGCGAUCGUAGACGUUUGUGGGAGUGGUCGAUAUACGAAUUUUUGAUGCGAUUCCACAGUUCGGUGACUUUCGUAAUAUCAUUUUCUCUUUGGCGUAAAAUGUCUUUAUUUUAGCACUCUUUUAUCGUUUAUGCACGAAGCAUACUUUUUAAGUGUGUUUGCCGUUGGGGAAACGUAUAAAAGAAAAAUGUUAAAAUGCAGUCUUAGCCAAGUGGCAUUUUAGUUAUUAUAGUUCUGAGCGCCUGGGGCCGGUUGUACGAUUUCUAAAAAUGCCUGAAAAGCUGUAAAACUACAGAUAUGAACGCAUAAGUUGUACAAAAAACCUUUAACUUAUAAAUACUAAACUUUAAUCCGAGUCUGAUAGAACAAAGCUUGAAAAAAUCACUAUUCGACCAGGCCUUCGUAGAAUCUGCCCUUGGUACGCAGUAUAAAAAAUCCUAUUAAACACAAUUCCAACUUUCAAGCCAUUUAAUCCAAUAAAGGUAUACAAAGUGCAUGUAUUAUAAAUUUUCUAUAUGUAACAAAUGCUGUAAUAUAUAAUAUCGUAGUUAAAAUCGUCCAUCGUUUUAGAGACAAAGACUUGCGCGCCGUGUAAUUAAUUGUUAGUUAUGUUCACCUUGUCCGCGCUACAACGCAAGAUAAAGCGCAAUGAUAAGCAACAACAUAUAAGGAAAAUAACGCAACGUUUCGAUAUUCUUAUGUUUUUUUUUUGUUUUUCCGUCGUAGUGAGGACAGUACAUCAGGGUUGUACAAAACUUGAAAAUCCUUGAAUUUGGAAAAUCGUUGAAAGUUCUUGAGUUUAUAAAGAAGUGCUUGAAAGUCCUUAAAUUGUUCUUGCUUUAGUGGAUAUUUCCUGAAAUUGUUUGGCAUUAACAAUUGGACAUUUUGUAAAUUGAUUCUCUUUGAAAAUCAUUUUUUUAAUUGAUUUUCAUGUCUUACAAAGACCAAAGCUGUUUGAAAUUCAUUAAAGUUGCCGUUUGAACAGUUUAACGUCACUUUUUACUGAUUUCUAACGCCUUUUUUUCAGCCUUUAGUCCUUGAAUUUCCUGAUACACUGACCUUGAAAGUCCUUGAAUUUAACUCUUCCUGACCUGUACGAACCCUGGGACAUAAGAAAUCGAUACGUUUGAUCCUUCUUAUAUGCUUGCGUCGUAGUAAGGAUCAGGCUUAAUUGCGUUCAACUGUGCGAUGUGUGUGUAUAUACAUUUUAAUAUUAAAAAAUUAGUUAGUUUACGUGUUCUUAUGUAUUACUACAAAGUUUUGAACAUAGAUAUCUUAUAUACACUAGAUAGCGCAUCUCGUUUAGUAAAAUUGAAGCCAAGAAUAUUCCAGCGUUUACCCCCAUUUUAACCUGAAGUUCAGGCCCUAAUUUGAAAUAGGGCCUGACACAAAACCUGUCUAGACCGUGAUACGCCCACAUGUUAUUUUUAGACACACAUGCAAUAUGAUUGACAAGUGUUGUAGAUUUCGUUACACAAAAAAAUUAUAUUCUCAUGAACAUGUCCGCAGAGCAUUUUGCUUUUUAAUUAAACUUAAAAAUUCAAGGUACUUUUAUAUAAUUAAGAGUCAGUUUCUCUAUUUAACCGAACAGGCGAACAGCGAACAAAGAUUUAAUUAGUCAGUUCUGUGCACGGCUUGACUGCCAAGCUUUCUCAAGGUCUCAACUUGCUGGACGCGGAUAUACUCUAGCGACUAACGGGCUAAUAACAGCAACAAUUAAAUUCUCAAUCAUACCACUAAGAAGGCGAUGUAGCUCAGAAAACAACGCCGGUAGGACCUGAUAUUAGAACUAAGACUUUUGCCGGCGAUUCAAGCAAUUUGGCAGAACAUCUUGGCUGUCAACAACAAGCUUUCGAAUACAUGACUAGUUUGGCUGUUCUUUCAGCGUCGUGUGUAUCCAAAAUUCGUCAAAGAUUUUGAUGAAGCCCUUUCAAAAUACUGUUUGUUUGAUUUAUUUUCUGCCAUAAAGCAUAAAAGAAAAGAAAUUCGAAGAAAUCGAUAAUGGAAUUUGUUACGUGCGCUUGACCUUUAUAUUAAUUCUCGCCUUGACCGAGCUAUUUUUAAAACUGUUGUUUAUGUGAACUUGCAACCAAUCAAAAUCCUUCAUGAUGCUGAUCAACCAAUCAGAUUUCCCGUCCACCAGGUGGACGGGAAUCCCACACUUUAGAUAGGUUUUGUGUCAGGCCCUAUUCUGUGAUAGGGCCUGAACUUCAGGUUACCCCCAUUUGAAUAGAUGGCGGCCAUGUUGGUAGUUCCCACUCGCUAAUAAACGCUUAAAAACAACAACUUUAAUUUGAAUAGUUUAAAAAUGUAUUUGGAACAGGUUUACUCUCGAUUUCAAUUUGCUUUUCAAAACUGACUUCCAAUGUUUACUUGUAAAUUCGGAAUGUUCGUUGUAAAGUUCCGAAGUUUGUUUCGAAGUUCGUUACGAUGAUUUACGAUGAUUCAAUAGCAAGCGAUUUGAUUGGCUGGUUCACUUAACUAGCCAAUUACAACUUACUAAACUUGAUUAUCGUAAAUCAUCGGAACGAACUUCGAAGCAAACUUCGGAACUUUACAACGAACAUUUCGAAUUUACAAGU
Messenger RNA from Paramuricea clavata, 6565 nucleotides. Lineage: Eukaryota; Metazoa; Cnidaria; Anthozoa; Malacalcyonacea; Plexauridae. The record is from the annotation of a GenBank genome assembly.